AUGGGCAAUACUGAUUUAGCGAUAGAAGAGCACGUGUUUGCCAUUUACACAAACGCUGUUUUCACGCAAGUUCAAAAGGAGAUAAUUAAAGGGAAGUUUUUAUGCUACAUCACAAACCAAACCGAGUCCAGCAAUUCCAGUCUUUUGAUAGACGUUACUCAUUUGGAUAAAAGGAACAACAUCACAAACGUCUAUCAGGUUAUGUAUAACACUGUAGACCAAUCCGCCAGUUGCUCAUGCAGGAAUUUCACACGUAUCGGAUAUCUGUGUCGCCAUGUCUUUUGCGUCUAUCGAUUGAAAAAUGUUGAAAGGAUUCCACCCCAAUACAUAAACGAUAGGUGGCGCCGAGAUGCCCUCCCCAAACAGGUUUUUUCAAUUUCCAGCCGAUACGGAGUCAACCCACACGCACCGUCCAUUAUGCGGAAUGAAAUCCUCGACCUCGUUACUGAAUGCGUUGAUGUGGCCAGAACCGAUGAGGAUUCGUUGGCAAAAUUGGUUGACCAACACAUGGAUUUCAAGAUCAAUGUGCUUUCCAAGCAACCAUUGUUCGAAGUUGCUAAUCCAGAAGUUGCACGCAAUAAAGGAUGUGGUACUCAUACUCGCAUUUCCGGGCCCGGUGAGAAGGCAAAGGCAAAACCACCAAAACGUCCAAAGCAGCUUCGUUUAUGCAAGCGUUGUGGUCUGUAUGUCGACGACCACGACUCACGCAACUGCGUUAAGGUGGCUGCAAUGAAAGCAGCAAAGGCAGCUGCUGAACAACAAAGGCAGACUGCCCCUGGUGCCUCACCCUCUGAUUAA
Helianthus annuus (common sunflower) is the source of this 798-nucleotide messenger RNA. RefSeq lists its product as uncharacterized. NCBI's taxonomy places the organism in Eukaryota, Viridiplantae, Streptophyta, Magnoliopsida, Asterales, Asteraceae. Bases 1 to 798 code for a protein of 265 amino acids. The transcript has 3 exons. Gene Ontology annotation, molecular function: zinc ion binding. The record is from RefSeq and is a predicted model, not a curated record. Gene Ontology annotation, biological process: regulation of DNA-templated transcription.